Messenger RNA from Wickerhamiella sorbophila, 1185 nucleotides. RefSeq names its product Pyruvate dehydrogenase E1 component subunit alpha, mitochondrial. Gene Ontology annotation, molecular function: pyruvate dehydrogenase (acetyl-transferring) activity. Bases 1 to 1185 code for a protein of 394 amino acids. Lineage: Eukaryota; Fungi; Ascomycota; Dipodascomycetes; Dipodascales; Trichomonascaceae. Gene Ontology annotation, biological process: pyruvate decarboxylation to acetyl-CoA. Gene Ontology annotation, cellular component: intracellular membrane-bounded organelle. The transcript has a single exon. The record is from RefSeq and is a predicted model, not a curated record.
AUGAUUCGAGCUGCCAAACGCACCUUGUCUCAGGCCUACCAGCUGAAAAGCAGCUUUAAGCGUAGCCUUAGUACUGCUAUCGAAAACGGUGACAAGGAAAUCACUCUUGCGCUGCCCGAAGAGGCUUUUGAGCUGUACCAUCUGGACAACGGUCCUGAUCUGGAUUUUAAAUUGACCAAACAACAGCUCUUGGAUAUGUACAGGGAGAUGGUUGUUAUCCGUCGUAUGGAGAUGGCUGCCGAUGCACUUUAUAAGGCGAAGGAGAUCCGUGGAUUCUGCCACUUGUCUACUGGCCAGGAAGCCAUUGCUGUCGGAAUCGAAUCCGCUAUUAAUAAAGAGGAUACUGUUAUCACCUCCUAUCGCUGCCAUGGGUUUGCAUAUAUGCGAGGUGCAUCAGUUGCUAGUAUUAUUGGAGAACUUCUGGGUAAGGCCAAUGGCUGCUCCAAAGGAAAAGGUGGAUCUAUGCACAUUUAUACUCCCAAUUUUUUCGGUGGUAAUGGCAUCGUCGGUGCUCAGGUUCCUCUAGGUCUUGGACUUGGUUUUGCCCACAAGUACCGUAAUGAAAAAUCUGCUUGCUUUACACUGUAUGGCGACGGCGCAGCCAAUCAGGGUCAAGUUUUUGAAGCCUAUAAUAUGGCUAAGCUCUGGGAUGUGCCGGUCGUGUUUGCUUGUGAGAAUAAUAAAUACGGUAUGGGCACAGCUGCUUCGCGUGCUUCUGCGUUAACUGACUAUUACAAGCGAGGGCAGUACAUUCCUGGUCUCAAAAUUAACGGUAUGGACGUUUUGAGCUGUUAUAUGGGCUCUGUGUUCGCCAAAAACUGGUGCAUCUCAGGAAAAGGGCCACUUGUUUUAGAGUACGAAACUUAUCGUUAUGGUGGUCACUCAAUGUCCGACCCCGGUACCACAUACCGCACCCGUGACGAGAUCAAACAGAUGCGCUCUCAUCACGAUCCUAUCAAUGGUUUGAAGGCGCGACUUCUCGAUCUUGAAGUCGCUACCGAACAAGAAAUCAAGUCCGUUGACAAAGAAGCUCGUGCUUUUGUUGAGUCGGAAAUUGAUGUUGCCCACAAAGCCGAAUUCCCUAAAGCGACUCCAGAAGUUCUCUUUGAGGAUGUCUACCUGAAAGGAAAUGAAAUUCCAAUGCUUCGUGGACGUAUCCCCUCCGAGAAUUUUUACUUUAAAUGA